This is a messenger RNA of Pteronotus mesoamericanus, 6243 nucleotides long. It is a transcript of the gene RNMT, whose product is annotated as RNA guanine-7 methyltransferase. Gene Ontology annotation, molecular function: mRNA 5'-cap (guanine-N7-)-methyltransferase activity. Gene Ontology annotation, cellular component: nucleus. Bases 103 to 1539 code for a protein of 478 amino acids. Lineage: Eukaryota; Metazoa; Chordata; Mammalia; Chiroptera; Mormoopidae. The transcript is spliced from 11 exons. Gene Ontology annotation, biological process: 7-methylguanosine mRNA capping. The record is from RefSeq and is a predicted model, not a curated record.
AGGAUAACAACACUCGCGUGGCGCCGGUCCCUGCUUCCGCAAACAGAACCGAAGGUGGCAGUAUCGUUCAUGAAGUUUUACCAUCUGUUGAAGUAAUCAAAAAUGGAAAAUUCUGCAAAAGCAGAGGAAUGUGGAAAGAUCUCUCUUGAAGAAGCAAAAGCAUUAAUAGAUUCGGAAACAAAAUCUUCAUUCAGUAUUAAUGAAAACACAACUACUCCUAGGUCUGGGCUUUUUGAGAAGGCUCCUACCUAUGGGCAAGUAGGCACACCAAAAAAGAGAAAAAUGGAGUUUACAGAUGACGUUGUAAAAGAGAGUUCCAGUUGUGGGGAAGAUACUCCAUCCAAGAAAAGAAAACUUGAUGCCGAAAUUGUCCCAGAGGAAACAGGUUCUGGUGGUGAUGAUGAAGGCAUUUCAAGGAAAAGAAGACUGGAAACUGAUGAUUUCCCAAAAGAUGAACCUUCUCCUGGAGACAGCACCCAGAAAAAGAGAAAAAGAGAACUUGAGGAUGUUCCUGAAAAACAAAGAAACUUAGAAGAAGGACAUAGCUCAACAGUGGCUGCUCACUACAAUGAACUUCAAGAAGUUGGUUUAGAGAAGCGUAGCCAAAGUCGUAUUUUUUACCUAAGAAACUUUAAUAAUUGGAUGAAAAGUGUCCUCAUUGGGGAAUUUUUAGAAAAGUUACGACAGAAAAAAAAACGUGACAUUACUGUUUUGGAUUUGGGAUGUGGUAAAGGUGGAGAUUUGCUCAAGUGGAAGAAAGGAAGAAUUAACAAGCUAGUUUGUACUGAUAUUGCUGAUGUUUCUGUCAAACAGUGUCAGCAGCGGUAUGAGGACAUGAAAAACCGUCGUGAUAAUGAAUAUAUUUUCAAUGCAGAAUUUAUAACUGCUGAUUGUUCAAAGGAACUUUUGAUUGACAAAUUUCGUGACCCGGAAAUGCACUUUGACAUCUGCAGUUGUCAAUUUGUCUGCCAUUACUCAUUUGAGUCCUAUGAGCAGGCAGAUAUGAUGCUCAGAAAUGCCUGUGAAAGACUUAGCCCUGGAGGCUAUUUUAUUGGUACCACUCCCAAUAGCUUUGAACUGAUAAGACGCCUUGAAGCUUCAGAAACAGAAUCAUUUGGAAAUGAAAUAUAUACUGUGAAAUUUCAGAAGAAAGGAGACUAUCCUUUAUUUGGCUGCAAAUAUGACUUCAACUUGGAAGGUGUUGUGGAUGUCCCUGAAUUCUUGGUCUAUUUUCCAUUGCUAAAUGAAAUGGUCAAGAAAUAUAAUAUGAAACUAGUCUACAAAAAAACAUUUCUGGAAUUCUAUGAAGAAAAGAUUAAGAACAAUGAAAAUAAAAUGCUAUUAAAACGAAUGCAAGCCCUGGAGCCAUAUCCUGCAAACGAGAAUUCCAAACUUGCCUCUGAAAAGGUGGAUGACUAUGAACAUGCAGCUCAGUACAUGAAAAACAGUCAAGUAAGGUUACCUUUGGGAACCUUAAGUAAAUCAGAAUGGGAAGCUACAAGUAUUUAUUUGGUUUUUGCAUUUGAGAAGCAGCAGUGAACACCAGAACAGCUGUGUUCCAUCUUACACAGAUUUGAAUGAUCCACCUUAGAUAGAUUUGACAACUUUUUGUUUGAUUAUAUUAAUUAUUCUAAAUGUAAAGGAUGCUGCCAGAAACUUAAGUGUAUACAUUUAAUAUUUGCUGUCUGUGACAGAUGAACUUUGGUGUGUGUAUAUAAGAAUGAGUUGGGACCUUCCUCUUUAAAAAUCUAUUUUUAAUGUUCAAAUAAUUCCAUUUGCCUUUACUCUCUUAGCUCGUAAGAAUUAUAUGACUUGUUAAAGCCUCUGAACUCUUUACACAGUGUUCUGAUUUACUCAGUCUGUUUACAGUAUUUACUUUAUUACAGUUGUAGAAUUGAUGAGGUAGUGUACUGGUUUGCAGGUGUGUGCUCUCAUUUCCAUAGUUAUAUAGUGAUUUUCAAGAUUAAAUGGAUUGCGUUUCUAACUGAAUAUAAAUGUUCAGUAUGUAUCACUAAAGUUAUAAGUUUAAAACCAGAUUUUAGGUGGCCAUAAUAGUUAUUUACCCAGAAUUUUAGCCAGAUAGAACAUUUCGGAUGCCAGCAUAGAAUGGCUUUGGAUUUUGGGGGCUUUCUCUGAAGAAUUUCCUGCCAUACCAAUUACUGUUUCUAGGUUUCAAGAAUGUAAUUAGAUUUACCUCUCUUAAUUGAACAAAAAUGCCGUAGUUUUUUUCUCAAGAUAUAAUGAAAACCUCUCCAUGCAGACCUGUUGCAGAUUAUCCUCAGAUUUAGAUACGGAAUUGCAAUCAGGGUAUGACUGCAAAAAAAAAAAAGAAAGAAAGAAAGAAAGAAGGAAACUACAGACUUAAGGUUAAUUCUUCCUACAUUAGAACUAGGCUACUGGCACUACAUACUAUAGAUCCAUUACUUCCUUCAUCCCAGAAAGAAGCAGGAGUAUUGAUUUCUCAAUUACAAUGUUGUACUUUGCAUAGUAGGAUCAAGCGUCUCAUCACCAUUCAGAAUUUGUAUUUGUGAUUUCAAAACCAUUACAAUUGUCAGCCUUGUCUUCUUGCUUGAUUACUCUUCCAAAAUAGACAGCUAGGUGUCCUUACAUCACUGUUUAGAAAACUUGACAAUUUUUUAAUGUAGGAAAAAACUUAAACAGCAAAGCAGAGCAACUAUUGCAUAUUCUUUUAAAAAUAAUUUCUUUAAAGCAUGCUUAAAAAACAUUACUUUCUAUAAUUAUCCUGAGUACUUGUUUAAAAUGUAUAAUUUUCAAUUUGUUUAUAUAUGUUGUUCAUGGAGUAGCAAGUCUUUCAGCAAGAAACAUUGGUUAAGGAAUUUGUCUCCUCUGCAAUCUGUCAAUCUCCAGACUGUUACCAGUUUGCAAAAAUUAAGUUUUUUUGCCUUGCUGGUUGCCAUGAGUCAUUUGGGGAAAUAGCAGUAUGUCUGACUACGGUGACUACUCUUAGCUAGCUAAGGUUUUUGUAAUGGUGCUGAGGAGAUGGAGAUGGUGAGCUCUUGGUAUUACACAUCCAGGUUCCUUUUAGUCUGGAGGGAGUACCAGAAAGUAUUGUGAAAGUUCAGUAGAACAUGAAAAGCUUCUUUAUUAUUUUCUAUUGCUAUUCUCACUUAAUGGUCUUAGUUUAUUCUAAGCAAAUAAUAAAAAAAUUUGAGCCUCUUUUUGCUCUUCUCGCCCUAAAAGACAGAAUAAUUGUGGUAAUACAAAGCAGAGAGAAAAGGAAGGUCCAGGGCUCAGGAGCAAAGGAAAUCCUGAGUGGAUGGAUCAGGGUUCUGGAGUCUGAAUGGUACAGAUCCACAUCUGAGGAUGUGGAUUUCCAGAUGUUACCCUUUGAAUGUUAGUCUUGUUGUCUUCUCUGGUCUUCCCUCCACUCCCUGAUGUCUCCUUGCUGCAAUUAAAUGCCUGGAUGGUGAUGCAGGAAGAACUUGCAGGAAAAGGUGGCCCCUGCCCAAUAUCACCAAGCUAGUAGGACUCCACCACCACCACACAAAAACACCCACAGUCUAAACAUUUGGUUACUUUCCAUUCAAGACUCAUAACUAUCAGGAAAAGGAGCAGUAUGGCUUUUUACUGUCAGUUCAGUGAUAUAAGUCGUUCAUGGGAGUGACUGCAAGGCCUUCCCAGACCUGUUUGUCCUCUGGGGAUGAAAGUAGAAACGAAGAUCAAAUCAGCCAUUUGUGGAAAGAACACAGCCUGAUAUUGGAAGGAUUGAUCUAGGAACAUGGCUAGAUGGUACAAACAAGAAAACUCGAAUUCUUUGGGCCUAGAUUAGGCUAAAAGAAAGGCACUAUGUAGCCAUGUUGUUCAGAGGGAGGAACUGGCCAAUUCUAGCUUCAUUCAAAGGGGAAGUGUCCUAACCUACAGACAGCAAGAAGGCUGCAGGUAGUAAUUCUGCUCUUUCUGUGCCCACAAAGCCUCUGGUUCUAGUGUGACUCCCAGAGAAAUUUGAUUUCUUUUAACUAACUUGUAACUAUCAGUACAGUUUUGUUGCUUAACCCCUCCCCAAACUUGGAAAUUGAGGAAAUAUGAUUGCAGUUUAAAUUGUCAAUAGCAUUCAUCAAUAGGAGCAUCAGAGCAGAGGUGUACAAAGUGAGACGGGGUUUGAGGCAGGGUACAAUGUUAAUUAUCAUUGGAGAGGCAGAAAAAGCAUUGUCCAGUACCAAGAUCUCCAGUCCCAUUAUUUCUUUUGGGAAUUUAUUCUUUAGCUUUUAUUAACUUACUGCCAUUACAUUAUUAUGAUAUGUCUUUAAGUAUUCUUCUAAUGAAGAUUUGGCUUGUGUAGGUCUGCCUUCAAGGAAAAAUGCCAGUGUGAAUAUUCUAGUGAAUAUUCAGAACAUUUUUCACUGUUGACGAAGUGACUUCUUGUUGUCUACCUCAGGCUUUGUAUGUAUCAUGAACCAGUCACUGCCAAGGUCUCUAGGUUUUCAAAAUAGAGGCCAAAUCUGGGACCAGGGCAGUAUAAAGAAAGUACCAAAAUGCCUUUGGCAUUUACUGGCCGAUGGGCAAAUAGGAAGUAUAUAUGAUGGAUGUCAUCACUUCUCUAAUUGCUGCUGUUAUAUCAAAUACUACACACCUCAUAAGAAGUUUCUUCAUUUUUCACCCCCUAAGAGCAACAUUCCUGAUUCUUUGAAGGCAAUAAAUGCAGUGGGUGCUGCACUUAUUUAUUUAGUGAUAGACUUAUUUAGCAGAUAUAUAUGGAGCUGGGAAGAGCCAACUCCUCUACCUUAUGUCCUUAGUUCCUCCUCUGCUCCCAUUUAGCCCUGAAGCAUGUGUGCCUGCUUGUCACUGCAAUACUGAGCAAGUAUGUGACACGCAGGAGUACUCUCUUCAAUUUGCCUGAGACUUAAGGUCAGCCCUGAAGCUCUGCUCCCUGAACUCCAAGGGGACUGUGCAGCUAGGAUAAAGUGAGGGUGACAGCUAACAUUAAGCUCCUAAUGUAAGUCAAUCACUUGGUCCUUACAACAAUCAUAUGAGGUCAGAAAAGGGAUAACUUUUAAUGAUGAGGAAACUGAGGCACCAAGAGGAUACAAACUUGCCCAAGGCAGAGCCACGAUUUGAAUUUCCCACAUCCCCCAAAUCAGGCCUGCUCUUCAAUUGCAUGUUACAUUCUUAAGUGUUGUUACAAAGACUCAGAUGACUCCUUGCCCAUCUACCACCUGCAACUUGAAAUGUUAACUAUUGGAACACCACCCAUUUCGUUCAAAAUUUAGAUACUUUUUAUUGAAGUGUAACUGAUCUUUCACAUGAAACACAUGAAUAUCUACUGGACAUACAUCAACAAAUAUUAUUACCAGCACCCUGGAAGUCCCUCUCAUGCUCCCUUCCAGUUACUACUUCCCCAAGGGUAAACACUGUCCUAAUUUCUAAGAGCAUAGGUUAGUUUCGUCUGCUUUGGGACGUGAAUAAUAUCUAGUAGUAAAUGUUCUUUUGUAUUUGGCUUAUUCAACAUUGUGAGAUUUUGGUUGCAUGUAUUUGUUCAUGGUUCAUUCUCACACUGCAUGAAUAAACCACAUAUAAGUAUUCUGAUGGAUGUUUGGUUCAUUCCCAGUUUGGGAACAGCUAUUACUAGUAACUGCCUCAAAAAUUCUUGUACAUUAAUUUUGGUACACAUUGGUAUGCAUUUUUGCUUAGGAGUGGAAUUGUAGGGUUGCAGUACAUAUUUUCAGCUUUACUAGGUACUGCCAAACAGUUCCCAAGUUCCAGUUGUCACAUUUUUGUCAACACUUGAUGGUAUCAGUUUUUCCAUUUUAUUCUGGCAGGCAGAUAGUGGUAUUUCAGUAUGGCUUUAGUUUUCUUUCACUGAUUAUUAACAAGAUUGAGUACUUUUCGUAUAUACUUAUUUAAGCAUCCUCUUGUGAAAUACCUGUCCAAGUUCCCCAUUUUCCUAUUGGGUGGACUCUUUUUUUGUAUUAACUUGUUGGUUUUUGAAAAAUAUGUUUAUUCUGGAUACAAGUUCUUUGUUGAAUGUACUGUGUUGUGAGAAUAUUUGAUGAAAAGGAGCUUUUAAUUUUAUUAUACAGUUUAUCAAUGUUCCUCAUGGUUAGCAUAUUUUGCUUAAGAAAUGUUUGUCUUCUCCAAGAUCAUGAUUAUGAAAAACUGCCAAAUUCACACAAAUCUGAGGUUGCCCUUUCUGCUUGUGAGAUUUAGGAAAAUAAAACAGUGUUUAAGUACCCUAACAGUGAUUUUUCACCACAUAUUGUUGCAGUGUCUUUGAUUGUCCUUGGC